UAUCACAUUUUUCACUGGCAACAAAAAUAAAAAAACAAAUCAAACUCAGAGCUCCACAACAACAAUGGCGCUCUCUACAGUGAUACGUGGUGCAGUGAGAGCUUAUUUUCAGAGGGAAUGGAACGAUCAAUUCAUGAAUUCCAACGAACUUCCACCUGCCGCUGUUCCUAUCAUGAGUGAGGUUUACGCGUUACUCGGUACGGUUUUCUUAACCUUACCAAUAGCCAGUAAUGUUACCGGGGUUACAAUGCUCCUCGGAAUUAAUCCACGAUCUCUGUAUGUUGCACUUUGGAAUGUGACCAUGAUUUUUUUCUGGUUCUGGGCUACAAUUGGCUGGGCGAAAAGCUUCUUUUUCUUCUACGGUCUCUCCGAUACUCUGUUUAUUAUCGGGAUCCUCGAAUCGAGCGCCUCAAUCAUUUCUCAUGACUCUCCUUUCAUUCCAUUGAUGAUGUAUUUGGCAAGUUCAUUGUUUGUGAGGUAUGUAACCGCUUACAGCCAGGUGAUGGCGCAAAGAAUCGUACACAACGGCGAGAACAGACUUGCGAUACACGCAAUCUACCUCUUCACUGAUUUUCCUUUUGUCUGUUACCAUUUUGCCACAAUGGGGGUGGAGGAGGGGAUAAGGCGGCGCAGAGGCGGAGUACCGGAACAACUGUAACAAGUUUGUGGCGGCAGAAACGGCGGCUUGGCUUUCUGAAAUUCUGUCUUGGAGUCACUUCAUAAAGGGAUAUAAUAUAGACAAUUAGUAUACAUAAAUAAAUGCAGGAUGAUGAAUUGAUGAAGAUAUAAAGUGUGUGUGAAUUAGUGUUUUUAGCUACACAAUAUAUACAGUUUUUUGCAGUGAAAGUAUUCCAAGUGGUUGGUUUUGACUUUUGAACUAAAUAUAUGAUCUUCUAUAUUGAUUAGCAUGCAUAAG
Messenger RNA from Erythranthe guttata (spotted monkey flower), 916 nucleotides. RefSeq lists its product as hypothetical. NCBI's taxonomy places the organism in Eukaryota, Viridiplantae, Streptophyta, Magnoliopsida, Lamiales, Phrymaceae. The record is from RefSeq and is a predicted model, not a curated record.